AUGGCUCCAUCUGGAAACUGCACCUCUGUCAUCAACUUGCGUUACCAAGAUGGCAGCGAGGGGAGCUCCUCCAACCCUGCCAAGUUCAACAACCAAGACUAUGUGCAGCUGAAAGAUACCUACCUGCGCAGACGUAAUCUGUUUGUGGACAGCACCUUCCCACCUGACAACCGAUCUCUGGGAGACGUGCCUGAUCUGAGCUGGAGGCAUGAAGCCCAAGUGGAGUGGCUUCGACCAGCGGACAUCUUGAAAGCACAAAACCGCAGCGAAGAGCCUGUUUUCUGCACAAAAGGAGCCUCACGCUUUGACUUUGGUCAAGGCAAUGUGGGUAACUGUUGGUUUCUGGCUGCAAUGUCCGCACUGACAUUCCACAAAGGCCUGAUGGUGCAAGUUGUGCCUAUGGAUCAGACCUUCGAGAACUACGCAGGGAUAUUUCACUUCAGGUUCUGGAGGUUCGGCAAGUGGGUGGAUGUUGUCAUCGAUGACCAUCUGCCAACAUUCAACAAGCAGCUACUAUCUGUGCGAUCCAACAGUGGAAAUGAGUUCUGGGGUCCUCUGAUGGAGAAAGCAUACGCCAAAGUGUGUGGUUCGUAUGCAGACCUGCAUGCUGGGAUGCCAUCAGAGGCCUGCAAGGAUUUCAGUGGAGGCGUGCAUAUGACUUAUGAACUUCAGAAUGCCCACAAGUCAGGCCAUGAUAUGGAGCUGUGGGACUCACUGAGCAGAGCCACCGAUUGCAAUUCCAUGAUUUGCUGCGGGACUGCUCCCUCAAGAGGGGGUGGGAUUGUGAACAGUGUGGCGCAAAAUGGAAUUGUGGAUCAACAUGCCUAUUCUGUUACAGCAGUCACUGAGGUUGAAUAUUAUGGCUCCAAAGUGAAACUGGUGCGAGUCAUGAACCCUUGGGGCAGACAAGAGUGGAACGGAAAGUGGAGUGACAAGUCUGACAUGUGGAAUAGAGUAAGCCCAGAGGAUCGGGAGAAGUGUUUUGACCGCCACGAUGGGGAGUUCUGGAUUGAGUUGGAGGACUUCUGUCACAAUUUCGCCGACUUGACCAUCUGCUGUGAGAACCCCAACUUUAUUGACGGCGACCUCACCUGCCAGUGGAAGUGCAUGGUUUAUGAUGGCAGCUGGGUAGCAGGGAAAUCUGCAGGCGGCAACUUAUCUUACACUACUUUUGAGACCAAUCCUCAGUUCCGCAUGGAGGUGACUAAAAUCGACAGAGAGGAGCAGGAAGACAAAAACAUCUUCCUCUCUCUGAUGCAGAAACCUCAGCAGAAGCAUCGCAAAAGGGAAGACUCCUACCCAAUUGGACUUACCAUCUUUAAGAUUCCACCAGGGACACCAAAAGGACGCCUGAGGUCCUCCUUCUUCAACAGAAACUAUCCUGUGAAGCAAAGACAGCUUUACACCAACAAAAGGGAUCUGAUUGAGCGGCACAGUCUGGAGCCUGGAGAGUACGUGAUCAUCCCCUCCACCAUGAAACCCUACAUGUCUGCAGAGUUCGUUCUCACUGUCUACUCCAAGGCUGAGACUAAGAUCAGCCCCCAUGAUGAAGAUGACCAUGAUCAUGACCAUGAUCAUGACCACGAUCAUGACCACGAUCAUGACCACGAAGAGGAGGAGAACCUGAUUCUUCCCGAGCCUCCAAAAGAGAAAGACGAUAAGGACGACACCAGUCCCAUCCGUACCAUGUUUAACCGCUACGCUAAUCAGUACGGUGAGCUGAAACCCAGACAGCUUCAGAGGCUCCUGAAUGACAACUUCCCUCAUGGCGGCUGGAACGGCUUUGGUUUGGAUACCUGCAAGAGCAUGAUAGUCUCUGUGGAUAUCGACAAAAGGAUGACAAUGACCUUCACUGAAUUCUCAACUCUCUGGGAGAAGAUAAGUCAAUACAAGAAACUCUUUCAUCGCUCAGAUUUGAACCAGAGUGGAUCCCUGUCUGACUAUGAGCUCCAGAGGGCAAUCGAGUCUGCAGGGAUGGAUGUGGACGACAUCUUGGUGAGACUGCUGAUGUUCCGUUUUUCAGACUCCUCAAGCACCAACAUGGAGAAUUUCAUCACUCUCAUGUUACGCCUGGACAAGGCUUCAAAUGUUUUCAGUGGAAAAUCAUCUGAUGGGGUGAUCAACUUCACCUGGGAUGAGUGGUCCAACUCCUUCCUGUACAGCUAA
This is a messenger RNA of Plectropomus leopardus (leopard coralgrouper), 2166 nucleotides long. RefSeq names its product calpain-1 catalytic subunit-like. Gene Ontology annotation, cellular component: cytoplasm. Gene Ontology annotation, biological process: proteolysis. Gene Ontology annotation, molecular function: calcium-dependent cysteine-type endopeptidase activity; calcium ion binding. NCBI's taxonomy places the organism in Eukaryota, Metazoa, Chordata, Actinopteri, Perciformes, Serranidae. The record is from RefSeq and is a predicted model, not a curated record.